Messenger RNA from Menidia menidia (Atlantic silverside), 723 nucleotides. The record is from the annotation of a GenBank genome assembly. NCBI's taxonomy places the organism in Eukaryota, Metazoa, Chordata, Actinopteri, Atheriniformes, Atherinopsidae.
AGCAUGUCAACUGAAAAGAGUUUCGCUAAAGGAAGUGCUGCACCGGGCCCAGUCCCAAAAGAUCAAAUCAGGAUUUACAGCAUGAGAUUUUGCCCUUUUGCCCAGAGGACCAGAUUAGUGCUGCACGCCAAAGGGAUCAAGCAUGACACUGUCAACAUCAACCUGAAAGACAAACCGGAUUGGUUUCUUGAGAAAAACCCUCUUGGGCUUGUCCCAACUCUGGAGACACCUGCUGGUGAAAUUAUAUACGAGUCUCCCAUCACCUGUGACUACCUGGAGGAAGUGUACCCUGAAAAAAAGCUGCUGCCCUCCUCUCCUUUUGCCAAAGCUCAACAAAAGAUGAUGUUGGAGCACUUUUCCAAGGUAACUCCAUACUACUACAAAAUCACAGCAGGAAGGAGGAAUGGUGAUGAUGUUUCAGGUCUGGAAGCUGAGCUGAAAGAGAAGUUUGCCAAAUUAAAUGAGGACUUGUUGAAAAAGAAGACCAAGUUUUUUGGUGGCGAUUCCGUCACAAUGAUCGACUACAUGAUGUGGCCGUUCUUUGAGAGGAUGGAGAUCUUGGAGAUGAAAAACCCCCUGGAAGAUGCCCCUGAGCUAAAGAAGUGGGUGGAGCGCAUGUUGGAGGACCCGGCUGUUAAAGCUACAAUGCACAGUGGGGACACCUACAGAGCCUUCUACAAGACUAUCGCUGAUGGGAAACCAGACUAUGACUAUGGCUUGUAG